AGGAUCUCAAUCCUCGACCUCUACAUCAAGAUUUUACACGUCCCGUGGUUCAUCAAAGUCUGCUAUGCCUACAUCGCAUUUCAGGUCGCCUUCAUCCUCUCGAUGUUCUUAACUACCAUGCUGCUUUGCAGACCGUUCAGUUUCCAGUGGGACAAGACGAUUCCAGGAGGCAUCUGCGGAGACCUGUUGAGUAGCUAUUCUGCUACUCACGUCAUCAUCUUGAUCACUAAUGUCAUCACUGCCGUCCUUCCCAUUCCCGUCCUUUGGAAAUUCAACAUGAAUCGUCGGAAAAAGAUUGGUAUUUCUCUCAUGUUCAUGCUCGGAACUAUGUACGUCUUGACCGAUUUUUCAAUCUGA
This is a messenger RNA of Lindgomyces ingoldianus, 357 nucleotides long. RefSeq lists its product as uncharacterized. The annotation marks the transcript as partial. The record is from RefSeq and is a predicted model, not a curated record. The transcript has a single exon. Lineage: Eukaryota; Fungi; Ascomycota; Dothideomycetes; Pleosporales; Lindgomycetaceae.